CCUUUUCUCCUGCCUUUGCUGCUCCGGCUUCCUGCCGCCUCUGCAGUUACUGCCCGAGGAUGGACCCGCCCGGACUGGACGCCGCCGUAGUCGCUUCCCGGAUCAGCUCUCCUCGUCCCGCUUGAAGCGGGGAGCCCCUCCGUCUUCUUCGCCAAGGAAUGGGGUUGCCCAGGAGCCUAACCAAGCCCAACUGGAAGACCGUCGUCUGAGCCCCGCGCUGGUUAGCCGGGACUUUCGCCUUCCAGCUUCUGCCAGAGCCUCGAUGGGGCUGUAGUUCCUGAGCAUACUCGCCAGCCUCUGUGGAUUCCUCCACCUACAGCCACCAGCGCAGCUCCGGCAGGGCUCCUCUUUGCCCGCUUCUGUGCUGAGCUCAGGGUCUGGUCUGCCCAGCCGAUAGCCUGCUAGCCCCGCCGCCUGCCAUGGCGCUGCGGCGCUUCCUGCUGCUGCUGCUGCUGCCGCUGCUGCUCUCCCUAGAGUCCCUGCACUUGCUGGUGCCUAUGGCUGAGGCGGGGCCCCGGGGCCGCGGGAACCGGAAUGACACUGGCCCUGGAGCCGUGGGGGGCCUGAGGACAGGAGGAACGAUGGUCAGGGGCAACCGGGAACCGAAUGGGACGUCCCGCCAGCCGGCGGUCCCAGAAGGGGUGCGGCGGGGCCGGCCUUCGCCCAGUGUCACGGUCACCCACGAAACGUGUUGGGGCUACUACGAUGUGAGCGGCCAGUAUGACAAGGAGUUUGAAUGCAACAACAGCGAGAGCGGCUUUCUGUAUUGUUGUGGUACUUGCUUCUACCGUUUCUGCUGCAACAAGCGGGGAGAGAAACUGGAUCAGCACCAGUGUAAGAACUAUGUGAGCCCGGGGUGGAUCCAGACUCCUAGCACCCAGGUGAUUCCUCAGGAUCCUCCGAAUAAGUACGACCCGGAGAAAGACAAGACCAACUUCACAGUCUACAUCACCUGCGGAGUAAUAGCCUUCGUCAUCAUUGCUGUAGUCUUUGCGAAAGUCUCCUAUGAUAAGGCCCACCGUCCCCCGAGGGAGAUGAACAUCCACAGAGCUCUUGCUGAUAUCUUAAGGCAACAGGGACCAAUCCCAAUAGCACACUGUGAAAGAGAGACUAUCUCAGCUAUUGAUACCUCUCCCAAAGAGAACACACCAGUCAGAUCCUCCUCAAAAAACCACUAUACCCCAGUACGUACAGCCAAACCUGCAACAGGGAUCUAUGGGAAAGAUGCUCACCGAAGUGGAGGCCCUGAUCUUCAUAACUUCAUUUCAUCUGGAUUUGUUACAUUAGGAAGAGGACACACGAAGGAAAAGCCACGGAUAAACAACAUCCUGACAUCAGCCACAGAGCCCUAUGACCUUUCUUUCUCUAGAUCCUUCCAGAAUUUGGCUCACCUUCCUCCAUCCUAUGAAUCUGCAGUUAAGACCAACCCCAGCAAAUAUUCAUCUCUGAAGAGACUAACUGACAAAGAAGCUGAUGAGUACUACAUGAGGAGGCGUCACCUCCCUGAUCUGGCUGCCCGGGGCACACUCCCUCUCAAUGUCAUUCAGAUGUCACAGCAGAAGCCCCAACCCCGCGAGCGUCCUCGCCGGCCAAUACGAGCCAUGUCUCAAGACAGAGUCCUGUCUCCUGAAAGGAUGAUGCCAGAGGAGUUCAGCAUGCCCUAUGACAGGAUUCUGUCUGAUGAGCAGCUGUUGUCAGCUGAACGCCUACACUCCCAGGAUCCACUGCUGUCCCCAGAGAGGACAGCCUUCCCAGAGCAGGCUCUGUCUCGUGCUAUGUCUAACAUGGAUGUCUUUGUGUCUACACCUGUGCUGGACCGCUACCACAUGACCAAGAUGCACUCCCAUCCUAGUGCCUCCAAUAACUCCUACAAUACCCUAGGCCAGAGUCAGACCGCAGCUAAGCGCCAGGCCUUUGCAACUCGGAGACACAACACAGUAGAACAGCUGCAUUACAUCCCUGGACAACACACCCACUACCAUACAUCCAGCAAGACUGAAGUGACUGUGUGACUGGGGUCAGAGCCAGGGACAGGUUGGGUGGAGGUAGCUAGGAGAGAAACCUGAUUGUUAUCCCUAAAAGGGUCUUGGGGACUCUUCUGGUCCUUGUCAUUCCACACUUUCCUACCUUAUCCACAAGUGGAUAAUUGUAGAAAAAUAUUCAAGGGAGGGAUGGGGGUCAGAUGGGCUGCUUCUGCAACAGAAAGUCAUACCCCCUCCUAGAAGUACAGCCCAAGUCUCCUGGCACUGACUUACUCUGUCUUAUACAGCUAAAAGGUUUUCUCUCACUUUUUCAAGCGGAAUGAAGUUGUGAGAAAAGGAGAUAGUUCUGAGCCUCCCCAGCAGCAUCUCCUUGUUCCCAAAUACUUUCUCAAUAGGGGCUCAGCUGUUAGAGACCCUCAGUAACACUCUUCCCUCCCAGCUGGGUUGACCAGGGUAUAUGAAGAGUUGGCUGGUUAGGUUGGCAAUGUGGUCUCAUUCAUUUAACUAGAAUUACAUCAUGGAAAUCUUCUAGUGCCUAAAAACUUUCUGCUCACCAGAGCAGUGAAACUGCUGUGUCCAUAAGCACAAAGAUAACUUCCUUGCCCUUCAUCAGAGUGCUCUCAGACCUUACUUUCACAUAAGCCUGAAAACAGACAGGUUUCCAUUAUUUCUUAUGUUCCUUCACAGAAACUCUGAGUUUGGGAAAUUUACCUAACCAUAUCUCCCUUCUAAGCAUUCUCUGCACACCCUGAGUACUCAGAGGGUGUACUCCUUUCCUUCAGGUCUGUUCUCUGUGAACCCAAAUGCUCAUGGUCCUCUAAUUCAGAAGCCCAAGAGCUCUCCUGAAGUGGUGAUGAAGUAAAUUCUCAUAAAGAGGGAAACCUUGGCCUUCUAUGUAUAGAGAAUUCAUAUCAGAGAACUGGAUAGCCUCAGCAUCUUCUCGAGGAACCCUAAGUUCAGAACUCUAAACCCAGACUACAGCUCUCAUGCAGGCCUAUUUCCUCUUCCCAGAACCCAGCCUGACCUCCUAUCUAAGCCUCACUGUGAUAGCCAUGAUCUCUAAGGGGAGUUACUAUUUCCAUAAUUCCUGGCCCCGCUUUCUUAACCCCAUUCAUAUCAGACUGGACUGUUUCAGAUGCAGUCUAUUUUUUAACCCUCUAAGAGGGCAACCCAGGCCAGAAGCAGAAAAUUAUCUUUAGAUAAUACUGCCCCUCCCAUAAGGCAACCUGUGUUUCCACCUUACCAUCUUAAACUUCAUUCUUCUCUUUUGGCCAGACACCAGUCCCCUGUAAUCUUCCACCUGUUUUGUCCUUUUGGGGACUUCUUUUCGCUGCUUACCUUCCCUUCUCUGUUCUGUCAGCUACAAACCUAAUUACUCAGUAUCUACAGCUUCUAGAAUUUAUUACUGGUCCGGAUUAAAAAAAGGCAGAACAAUUUUGAAAAUCUACCAAUGGGAUUUUACUUUAUUUAAUGUUUUAUUCUAGGCCCUUUUCCUAGCCCAACUACUUUAAACUACUUUACCCCCCUUUCCUAUUACUUAGGUCAAAGAAAUAAGAUGGAGGUAUUAUUGAGGGAAGGGAGAGAGAGGGGAAGGAAGACCAACAGGCUAAUAGAUCUAACUAUAUAAUCUGAUCAUUGGGUAGGCACUUCAUUUCAAAUCAAGUCCUUAAAUUUUAGUUCUGAGUUGCUGCUGAACCAUCUGCUGCUAUACUCUGACCCAGACAGAGAAACUAAAUGGAGCUCAUGUGUAUGCUGCUGAGUAGUCUCAUCUUCUGCAGAGUAUAGGUAAUUUACUAGCCUGAGGCUGACUACUAAAAUGAGGGUGUGCCAAGCUAUUUUCACUUUUGUAGAGGAUGGCAUCUUCCUCAUACUUAGGGCUACGGUGCCACUGCAGCUUCAUUAGUUUCCUUUCCAGGAUGUUAAAAAGAGAACAUCUUCUAUGAAAACUCUCAAUUAAUGGCCCUAAUUGUUCCCAGUGCUUUAGUUACUCUAGCCUUCUAUCACCACUUCUACCAACCUGUUGGAUGGAGUAUAGCAUAAGAACAUAAUAUUAUAGAGACAACCAUCCUAUUAUCUCCAUCAAAAAAAAAUUAGGCUCCAAAUGAAAUGACUUUUAAAUAGGGUAUCUUUUCAUCAUCAUGAAGGUAAAAUAUCUCCCACGUUGAUGUGGUGCCUUCAAAGGCUAGAAAAUUCUUCCAUGGAAGCCUUGUAAAUUUCCCAUCACACUAGAUGAGAUGACAUUGAAAUUAAUUAGUUUAUUCAACCUAUUUGAAGAAUCCUAAAGCUCUAAUUUUUGUUUGAACUUUGGGAAAAUUACUAUCAGUAGAAGUAUGGUAGAGUGGAAAAAUAUAUUGUUUCUGGCUCCAAAUCCUGUGUCUUUCAUUUACUAUCUUCAUGACCCCGGACAAGUCAUUUAAAUCAAAAAUCACAGAUUUAGAGCAGGAAAGGAUCUUUAAGGCCAGUAAGUUCAAUUUCCUCAUUUUAACAGAUAAGGAAACUAAACACUAAAACCCUAAAUGACUUGCCAGAGAUCACAUAUAGAACAAGUGGCAAAGCUGAGAUUUGAACUCGUGUCUUCUAGCGAUUCCAAUUCCACUGCACCAUUGAGCCACACUGCCUACUUUGUGUCUCAGUUUCCUUUUUUGUCAAAUUAGGGGGAAUUAGUACAUGACCUUUGAGGUUCCUUCCACCUCAAAAUCUAUGAUCCUAUGACAUCCCAUCAUCCCACUUUCCUAAUUCACUGCUCAGGCCAGUCUCACUCCAAAGUGAACAGAGACUCCUCAAAUGAUUGGUAUGGGCCACUUGCCCUUUAGCUUCGCUGUAUGGGGAGUGUCAUGGCUUCUAAUAGCUAAAAGAAGGACAGAUUUUCCACAUGUAAACCUUAUGAGGGCUAGUCCCCACAGGUUCAUCUGAGUUUGUUUUUUAAGCAACAUGUGAGAGAAUUGGGUUCAAUGAAACCAAAUAUAUCUAUUACAGGUUCAUGAAAUAUUCAGUUGGCCACAUGAGUAGUGAGGGAAAUCCUAUCAAAAGCUUUAGCACAAUACCAACAAACCAAGCCAACUUUAUCCACUUUGUGGGAAAAGAGAAAGGUAGAAUUUCUACUCUACCAAGUGUUCUGCAUUUCCACAACCAUUCAUAACCAACAACUGAUAUACCAAUUUGCAUUUCUCAUUCUCUCAAAGAAAUCAAUCGGUAGAAAAUCCAUUUAGUAAAUUUCCAUAAUCUUUGGCAGAGCAUUCUCUCUUGAAUGUUUGAAAAUAUAUUGUCCUCCUUAUUUUGGUCUCUAUUCCUUUUUAAGUUCUGAUAAAGAUUCAAUUUGAUGCAGUUUAAUUUAGCAAAUAUUUAUUAAGCACUUACUAGGUGUAAGAGAUUGUGUUAAGCAUUGGCAGGGACAUGAGCCUGCAAUUGAAGUGUCUUUCUUCUUAUUUUUCUCCUAUAACUGCCUCUUUGUGUCCUCCUAAUCCUUAAAAGAAUAUACAACUCUUAAUAAAAUUGAGUUCUUUUGAAUCUUGCCAUGGUUCCUGCUUCUGUGAAUUUACAGAUUCCAAAACUUUUAUCAAGUAGUCCUUAACCAUAUAGAAACCAUAUAGUGGAAACACUGAUGGACUUUGGGAUUCACAAGUCAAUUAGAUGAUAGAUGAUCUUCCAAGUAUCAACUUUCAAUCUCAUCUUAUUCUAUAUCGGAAUAUCUUUCUUCUACUUUCAUUUUAAUUCAAUUCCUUUUUUUUUACUCUAUAUCCCAGCACUGAUCUCCUCUACUUAAAACUUGUCUAUGUACUCUCCUCAGUUGCUUUCCUUUCCUCUCUAAUGCUGAUCCCUUCUCCCUAUCCCUCCUCUUGUCUCUAGCUCUAUAAAGCAGAAAUCUAGAUGAAAAUAAUGGAAUUAGUAAUUCCUGAGGUUCCAGGUACUUUCCUGCCAAAUCCAGUUCUGGCCACAUCUCUUAGCUCCUCAGGGAUCUCUCAAUCACACUUGUUGUCUCCCUCUUUUGCCCUUAACAUAUUAAUAAUACCUUAUACUUAAUACUUAACAAAAACAAUUUACAUGAAUUAUCUCACUUGAUCUCUUCUUCUGUUUGUAUGUGGUAUUUACCAUUUAUCUCCAAAAGCUGAAAGUUUAGUUGGUUUCUCAGAAAGGGAAGGAAAGGAGAUCAUUCUCCAUUGUAUUUCCCAAAUCAACUCUACAGUUAUUCAUAUCAAGCACAAGUGAGAAAUUGAACUGAAGAAAUUACCUAAGAGUCUGCCUUUGACAUACACAUGACUAUAUUUUAAAAUCAUUUAUUUACCUCUUCUAACAAACCUGGAAACUUGUUCUGAAAGUAUUUCAAGGGAGCUAAUAUCUUAGUAAAGUAUUUUUCAACAUUCAAAUACUACUUUCAUAAGCAAACUAUUGUUUUGCUGGAAAAAUUAGUAAAAGAAGUCUUUCUGGGUUCUCAUUGGAUUUUCAUUCACAUCUUGAUCCUCCUUUACCCUUGCAACUUCUGACUCCCAUCUGAUCUUCAGAUUUCUCCUUUCUGAGCUGUACAUACCUCAUUAUGUCUGAUCCACAGUGAAAUUCUCAGCCACCAAGGGCAUAUCUGGUAUAGGGUUGGCUCAAUAUUCUUGGCCCACUGAAUUAAGAUCUUGAAACUGCAUGUUUAACUAUCUAACCAUUCAAUAGGCUUGAUUUAAUAGGUUGAUUUUUAUAGAAACUUGCUUAUAUCAGAAACACCCAAACUAUUCAAGGCUUCUACCCUUGAGGAAUUUGUUUCCUUUUUCAAUGUGGCCCAGGCUGAGAGACAGCUAGAAAUGGGAUGGAAUAUUGAGAGGAAUCGGGGAGGUGGUUUUGUCCAUGAAGUCACAAAUCUUGUGCUUAAAAUUCCUUGAUGAGCAGCAUCUUGAAAAGAACAAGGUUUUGUGAUGUAAAAAAAAAUUUUUUUCUAAACAGCAAUGAGAUUUGUCUCCUUGAAAACAACUCUGGACACUAAGGUUGUGAUCUAGUUGGAGAAAGUGAAGAAGGAGAAAGUGAAGAGCUCAGCUCACAGCUGAGCCUCUGGGUAUUAUAUGGAAUUGUUACUGCCCUUAUACCUUUCUAAAACCUCCUGGUGACACUCCAGUAAAGGAUUAUGAGAUGAGACAAGAAGACAGGAUCAAAGUCAAGAUAACUUAGACAAAUCACAUAUAUCUACACAUGUACCAUCAUUCCUCUAGUAGUGACAAAAAAUAACAUUGUGUGCCUCCUUAAUGUCAACAUCUAUAAGGAGAAAAUAUCACUUCUCAAUUGUAUCAUUCUUCCCCUCUUCAACCUCAUUUCCUCUUGCAAAGGACCACCGCAAGGGGAUGUCCCAUUCAUGUUCUUUAUUAAUGGUGGAUACGCUCUUAGUUCUAUAAGUAAACUAGACAUUUUGUAGUAAGACAUUCUCUAAUAAAAGCAAUUCUUACUUUAAGAUUUUAAUUUGGGUACACUAUUUCCUAAGAGGGAUUAAUGAACAUUUUUAUGCAUUAGCCCAAUUUAUGGAUUUCAUCUUAAUUAUAUAUAGUGAUACCAAUGAAAAAUUACCUUUAUAUCUGUAACUUUGCACAGAUUCUUGAUUAAUCAUUAAGCUUCAAGAUGAGCAGUACACUACUGUUUCCUCUGUAUUAUUCUCCUUGUUCUACUUACCUGUAAAAGCACAUUCUGUAUGUACUGUAAACAAAUAUCAGUUUAGUAAGAUUUAGAGUCUUAAGGAUUUUUCCACUUUUGUCAGUAACAAAUAUUUAUGAAUUUAAAAAUAAAGCAGUUUCAACAAAA
Sarcophilus harrisii (Tasmanian devil) is the source of this 7748-nucleotide messenger RNA. RefSeq names its product shisa family member 6 (gene SHISA6). Gene Ontology annotation, biological process: regulation of short-term neuronal synaptic plasticity; regulation of AMPA receptor activity. Gene Ontology annotation, cellular component: postsynaptic density; dendritic spine membrane; AMPA glutamate receptor complex. The transcript is spliced from 6 exons. The coding region runs from base 420 to 2012 and encodes 530 amino acids. The record is from RefSeq and is a predicted model, not a curated record. Lineage: Eukaryota; Metazoa; Chordata; Mammalia; Dasyuromorphia; Dasyuridae.